AUGAUCUUAAAUAUUUUUUCUAUUAACUUGCUAUUUGCUCUUAUUCUAUCUGGCUCAUGGUGUGUGACUAUCGAACAACUCCUCGUGCCAAUAGGAGAUUCAUUUUCAUUUGAUUGCCGAACUGGUGAUUCAGUUUAUUUUGCUCGCAAAUUAAAUGAUUGGUCAGAAAUUCAGGAAGAUGACGAAAAAUAUUCAUAUUUAAACCUGAAUUUUAUGUAUUUAAAUCAAGAAAAUAUUUUACGAUUGAAAUCGAAUGCAGCUGAUUCACAAAAUAUUGGAUAUUAUGGCUGUCGCAGGCCAACAGAAAGAAGACUAGAAAUGAGCCGGAUCUAUCAAUUGAUUUUAGCCGAUAUUGACUCAUUCUAUUGGAGUUAUAUAUGUCAUGCUCAAGCAGGCGCCUGCAUGCGUUUUGACGAUCCAACAGAUGAAACUCAAAGUACAUUUGAAGUUGCAGAUAAAACUAAAGUUGAUUUAUUCUGUUGUGCAUCUGUGUCGGGCUAUAAAAAUAUCAAUAUUAAUAUGAAUCAAAUAGGAGAUAAUCAAAAUGAGAUAACUAUAAAAAGAACACAAGAACUUGAUGGAUCUUGGGUUGUCUGUGCUAAUCAACAUACGUUUUUGCAACGAACAUAUUCUAGAACACCAGACACAUUUACGUGUGAAUUACUAAUCGACGAUCAAGUAUAUUCAUCUUUUAAUAGUGUUGUUACAAUGACAGAUGCCUUGCCAAUAGAUCCUGAUAUUGAUUCUCCCGAUGCUUUUAAACCACCUUCGAAAGGCGGUUGGAAAGAUGAUGAUUAUUUUAAUCGCCAAAGACCACCAAAUGAUGGUAGACGCGGGAAAAUGACGACCGGAAAACAAAUUGCUAUUAUUAUUGGCUUUAUUAUUGGCGGUCUCCUACUUAUUGGAUUAUUGUUCUUUCUGAUUUUUGAUUGUCGCCGAAAAAAGCAAGUCCUUAAUAAUUCUAAAAAAAACAAAUCAAACCAACAUGCAGUAGUUAGAACAAAUAAAAAAUUAAAUAAAAACGAAGAACAAAAUCCAAAAGAAGAAGAACCACUUUAUGCAGAACCACUUUAUGUAGAACCAACACCAUCGUAUGAAAAUGCACCUAUAUUUUUACGACUCUAA
Messenger RNA from Rotaria socialis, 1125 nucleotides. The record is from the annotation of a GenBank genome assembly. Lineage: Eukaryota; Metazoa; Rotifera; Eurotatoria; Philodinida; Philodinidae.